AUGACAAAUAUUCUGCCGGACUCGUUUCAAAUGGAUGACCGCGAACGGAAUCAGGCUAAUACCCAUCACCACCACCAUGGCCAUCAUGGUCAUGCACACAGCAACAAUGCGCCAAUUAAGACAAGAAGGUCGUUUCUGAAUAUGCUAAAUUUGGAUAAAAGAAUCUCUGCUAACAGCACGACAUCGUCAGUAGUCUCCAAUAGUUCCGUCAGUUCAUUGGAUUAUCUAACGUCUCCAGAGGUAAGUGAUGAUUCGAAAUUCCAAAAUGGAAUGUCAAAUCGAAGCAGCGAUAAACAAUAUAACGUUGAUUCCGUGAACAUCAUCACAGAUAGCAACAAUGCAAAUUUUAUCAUUACAAGCUCCAUUUCUCCUACAUGGGGUAGCAGAAGAGCAUCGCAUUCGAUGGCCAAUUUGAAAAAAUUCUUCAGGUCACCAAUAUCGAAGAAAAAGAAACAAAUCAAUAUGCAUGGCUCACCAACGACUACGACUAGCUCAGAUUAUGCUAUGAAUUCAAACCAUUCUAGUUAUUCCCAUAUAAAUGCCAAUCACCAUCGUCAACCUCAUCAUUCCCAAAGAACUGGAUCUGAACAGUUUGAGCAUUCAUCAAUUAUUAACUCAAUUUCUCCAAAUAAUCAAAGAAAUGUAGAACACAAACAGCAUACACAGUCUGCAAUCCCACCUACAAUCGAGUCCUCCCUGUCAUUAUCCAAUAAGGUAGAUAUUUUUCAUGAUGAUUCUAUUUUGGUUCAAAAAUAUGGUAAACUCGGUAAAUUACUUGGUUCUGGUGCUGGUGGUUCUGUCAAAAUCAUUAACAGAUCAUCAGACGGUGCUACAUUUGCUGUUAAGGAAUUCAGACCUCAGAAACCAAGAGAAUCUGAUAGAGAAUAUCACAAGAAGUGUACAGCAGAGUUUUUAAUUGGUUCUGUUUUACAUCAUCCUAAUAUCAUUGAAACCUUGGAUAUUUUUAUUGACUACAGACAUCAUAAAUAUUUUGAAGUCAUGGAAUAUUGUCCAGUUGAUUUCUUUGCAGUCGUCAUGUCUAAUAAAAUGUCCAGAAAUGAAAUAAAUUGCUGCAUAAAACAAUUAACAGAAGGUGUUAAAUACUUACAUGAUAAAGGAAUGGCUCAUAGGGAUUUGAAAUUAGACAAUUGUGUCAUGAAUAAAGAUGGUAUACUGAAAAUUAUUGAUUUCGGUAGUAGUGUAGUUUUCAAAUAUCCAUUUGAAAAAGAUACUGUAAUGGCGCAUGGUAUUGUUGGUAGUGAUCCUUAUUUAGCUCCAGAAGUGUUAACUUCUUCGAAUAGCUACGAUCCACAAAUGGUAGAUGUGUGGUCAAUUGCUAUUAUCUAUUGUUGUCUGAUGCUAAAGAGAUUUCCAUGGAAGAUUCCACAUCCAGAAACUGAUGAAAAUUUUAGAUUGUUCUGCUUACCAGAUGAGGUAGAACAUGAUUACGUUGAGUCAGCUAGAACCCACGAACUUUUAAUUAAAGAAAAAAUGAUGUCUAAAAAACUACAACAACAAGGUUAUAUCCCUGAGCAGCAGGAGUAUGUAUCAACUAAACAACAAUCUCAGCAGGUUAAUAAUAUAUCAUCUAUACCAUCCCAGCUUCCUCCUACAAAUACUGAAACCGAACAAGUUAAUUCCAGUUCCACAAAUCAUCGCGACAAUGGUAACACGCAUAGGAGAGUAGAAGGUCCAUACCGUUUAUUCAAAUUGCUUCCUCAUGCAUCGAGACCCAUCCUUUCUAGAAUGUUAGAGCUUGAUCCUAAGAAGAGAGCUACAUUAGAAGAUGUAUAUAAUGAUGAAUGGUUUUCCUCUCAAGCUUUCUGUACACAAAAUAAGAACAAAGAAGUUAUGAGAGCCCCAGGACAUCAUCAUACCAUUGUCACCGAACAAGAUGGAGUUGUCAAUGAAUACAGAAUAUGA
Messenger RNA from Tetrapisispora phaffii CBS 4417, 1923 nucleotides. RefSeq names its product putative serine/threonine protein kinase HRK1 (gene HRK1). The transcript has a single exon. Lineage: Eukaryota; Fungi; Ascomycota; Saccharomycetes; Saccharomycetales; Saccharomycetaceae. The record is from RefSeq and is a predicted model, not a curated record. Gene Ontology annotation, biological process: protein phosphorylation; intracellular signal transduction. Gene Ontology annotation, molecular function: ATP binding; protein serine/threonine kinase activity. The coding region runs from base 1 to 1923 and encodes 640 amino acids.